Balearica regulorum gibbericeps (East African grey crowned-crane) is the source of this 81-nucleotide messenger RNA. The record is from RefSeq and is a predicted model, not a curated record. NCBI's taxonomy places the organism in Eukaryota, Metazoa, Chordata, Aves, Gruiformes, Gruidae.
AUGCAUCCAGACCUGUCUCCUCAUCUACACACUGAAGAAUGUAACCUAGUUAUCAGUCUGCUCAAGAAGUGUCACAAGGAG